Messenger RNA from Brachypodium distachyon (stiff brome), 2239 nucleotides. RefSeq names its product amino-acid permease BAT1 homolog. Gene Ontology annotation, cellular component: membrane. The record is from RefSeq and is a predicted model, not a curated record. Gene Ontology annotation, biological process: gamma-aminobutyric acid transport; transmembrane transport. NCBI's taxonomy places the organism in Eukaryota, Viridiplantae, Streptophyta, Magnoliopsida, Poales, Poaceae. The transcript has 9 exons. Gene Ontology annotation, molecular function: L-alanine transmembrane transporter activity; gamma-aminobutyric acid transmembrane transporter activity; L-glutamate transmembrane transporter activity. Bases 293 to 1867 code for a protein of 524 amino acids.
GAGGGCUUUUCAUGUUUUUUCGGAAAUAAUCACUCCCCUCAUACAUGCUCCCCAAGAUCCACACUCAUCCUAGUUGGCAGAUUCUGCCGCCAGAGUAGUAACGAAUCUCACAUCUGGUUACCCCAAUUUUGCCGGACCCCACCGCACUUUCUGAGUUGACUGCACCCCCGCAAUUCUCUCCCUCUUCAAGUAGAAGAAGGACAAUGUGACCAGUACUACUAGUAUACUCUUCUGUUCAAGUGUCUCCCGAGUCCCGUCCCUUCACCCCCGCCACUCCCAUCCAACGAGCGCCAUGACCUGGAGCAAGUCCCCGGCGAGCAGCGGCGCCACCGCCGUAGAUGUCGGCACUUCCGACGACACCGGCCAGGCCCGCCUCCGCGAGCUCGGAUACAAGCAGGAGCUCAAGCGGGACCUCUCAGUGCUGGCCAACUUCGCCUUCUCCUUCACCAUCAUCUCGGUGCUGACGGGGGUCACGACGCUCUACAACACGGGCCUCAACUUCGGCGGCCCGGUCACCAUGACCUUCGGCUGGUUCGUCGCCGGCGCCUUCACCAUGACGGUGGGGCUCUCCAUGGCCGAGAUCUGCUCCUCCUUCCCCACCUCCGGCGGCCUCUACUACUGGAGCGCCCGCCUCUCCGGCAACCGAUGGGCGCCCUUCGCCUCAUGGAUCACCGGAUGGUUUAACAUCGUUGGACAGUGGGCGGUGACGACGAGCGUGGACUUCUCGCUGGCGCAGCUGAUCCAGGUGAUCAUCCUUCUGAGCACCGGCGGCAACAACGGCGGCGGGUACCUGGCGUCCAAGUACGUCGUCAUCGCCUUCCACGCCGCCAUCCUGCUCAGCCACGCCGCCAUCAACAGCCUCCCCAUUUCGUGGCUCUCCUUCUUCGGCCAGUUCGCUGCCGCCUGGAACAUGCUAGGUGUCUUCGUCCUGAUGAUUGCCGUGCCGACUGUUGCUACCGAGAGGGCAAGCGCCAAGUUUGUCUUCACGCAUUUCAACACUGACAACAGCGCUGGAAUACAGAGCAACCUGUACAUCUUUGUCCUGGGCCUCCUGAUGAGCCAGUACACGCUCACCGGAUACGACGCAUCCGCUCAUAUGACCGAGGAGACGAAGAACGCGGACAGGAACGGGCCGAUCGGGAUCAUCAGCGCGAUCGGGAUAUCGAUCGUGGUGGGCUGGGGAUACAUACUCGGCAUAACGUUCGCGGUGAAGGACAUUCCCUACCUGCUGAGCCCCGACAAUGAGGCCGGAGGGUACGCCAUCGCCGAGGUGUUCUACCUCGCCUUCAAAAGCCGGUACGGCAGCGGCGUCGGCGGGAUCGUCUGCCUGGGGAUCGUCGCCGUCGCCAUAUACUUCUGCGGCAUGAGCUCCGUCACAAGCAACUCCAGGAUGGCGUAUGCGUUCUCGAGAGACGGGGCGAUGCCGCUGUCGUCGGUGUGGCACAAGGUGAACAAGCACGAGGUCCCCAUCAACGCCGUCUGGCUCUCGGCCUUCAUCUCCCUCUGCAUGGCGCUGCCGUCGCUGGGAAGCCUGGUGGCGUUCCAGGCAAUGGUGUCGAUCGCGACGAUCGGGCUGUACAUCGCCUACGCGCUGCCCAUCUUCUUCCGGGUGACGCUGGCCCGAAAGUACUUCGUGCCAGGCCCAUUCAACCUGGGGCGCUACGGCGUGGCCGUGGGCUGGGUGGCCGUGCUCUGGGUGGUCACAAUCACGGUGCUCUUCUCGCUGCCGGUGACCUACCCGGUCACCAAGGACACGCUCAACUACACCCCCGUCGCCGUCGGCGGGCUCUUCAUCCUCGUCCUGACGUCGUGGGUCGUCAGCGCCAGGCACUGGUUCAGAGGACCCGUCACAAAUUUGGGCGGCUAGCUAGGUUUGCUGCUCGGAUCCUCUGCUGUGUCGUGCGGAUUGUUGUGAUGUGGUUAGUUGUACGCUGCAGCUGUAGGCUGGUGGUUGUAUCUGAAAUUCAACAGUGGCCGAUGGAAAAUACAAGAUGUUUUCCAGAGGAAAAAAGAAGAGUUGGCUGGGAGAGAACACAAACUGAGAGUUUGAGUGCCCGGAAUCGAGUUUGCGAGUCAGGUCAUGCAACCACUUGUCUCUGUUCUGAAAAAUCUAUACGUCUUGGACAGAACAAAGUAUAGCAAUGUUUCUCAUGGAUCCAUUGGGGGAUGUAUCCGGUGAAAACAUUCAUCCAGUGCAACUUUGCAAAUUAUUCAAGUAGAUCAUUGAUAAAAAAUCUCA